Molecule: messenger RNA, 1242 nt
Organism: Talaromyces rugulosus
Lineage: Eukaryota; Fungi; Ascomycota; Eurotiomycetes; Eurotiales; Trichocomaceae
Exons: 5
Coding region: 1-1242 (413 amino acids)
Source: RefSeq, a predicted model, not a curated record
AUGCCUGCCUCAGCCUCUCCAGGCCAUACUAAGGUCAAGGAUCACACUGUUGAUCUGCCUCUCGCAGUAAGGAUGGCAGAGCGAUCAAUCACUCCUCUCACAACAUCAACAACAUCAACAUCAAGCGGCGACAGAACUCCAACUUCAGGGGGCGGCGGUGAAAGGAGCCCAACAACAUCAAUCGGAGGCAGCAUACUGUCCACAAGUUCAAAAGGACUUACUGUGGAUGAGAUGCUAGAGAUGUAUCCCAAGCAGCAUGUGGAGUGGGCUAUUCACAGCCCUGAUUAUGUUGGCGCAAGAAACCGACGGGUAAAAAAAUACGACGAUAUGAUUGCCAGAGGUUCCAACGUCGAACUUGCCGCCCGGGCACGCGAUGAAUUUUUGGCGCGAACACCGUCAGAACCUCCGAUCGACCCUGGUGAGCCAGCUGACCUCGACCCUGAGGUCUUGCGGAGGAUCAGAGUUCUGAAGUACAUGUACCGUGGUUGCCGUGUGGUCCGUCCUGCAACCAUCCUCGACCUUGAUCCUUCGACGAUUUUCCCCGAAACUGCCGUAAAUCGCGACGCUGUCCUGAGCGCUUAUCGCCGUGGUGAUCUCAACGUGGUACCUGGACAGGCUACCGUAUGGUUUGCGGGCAACUUGGUUGCUGGACCCCUACCGAGCAGUGGAUUUACCGAAGAUUACCUUGCAAAGAAUAUCCCCGGGUGGCGAGAAAAGUAUGGCCAUGGUCAUGUCUGGACGGAGAAUCCACAUGAAGGAACACAUCGCCAGAGAAAGUGCGAAGGGACCAUGCCUGCCAUAGACGAAAUCUGGGCUCACGUUUUCAGUAUCAGGGCUCGCUUGAUAGGUGAAACAGAUUUCGUCACCAUCAAUAACAUUCUCGAUGACACCGGUAGCAGUUAUCUAGAAUUGCUCACAGAUGAUUGUUUUGAUCUUGGUCUCACGGAAACUUACAGUGGGUGGAAACCUGAUGUCUCACUCAAAAUUUCCUCUCACGAAAAAAUUAAGAGGCAUUCCAUCAUGGUUGAAGCUCAACUUCUUCUAGAUGGGGAACCUUUCGGUCCGGUUCUUUGUGUUCGAGCUACGAUUAGCCCCGUAGAUGGAGGCGAGUUGGAACGCUGUUCAGGGAUGGCAUUCAGACGCAACCUCUUUACGGCCACGAGUCCAUAUGGAGGCGGGGAUUUGCAUCUAUCAGAUUUCAAAAAAGGGGUUACGCGUUCUCUCCGCGGCGAUCCGCAGUAA